Molecule: messenger RNA, 366 nt
Organism: Brassica rapa (field mustard)
Lineage: Eukaryota; Viridiplantae; Streptophyta; Magnoliopsida; Brassicales; Brassicaceae
Product: cysteine proteinase inhibitor 4
Molecular function (GO): cysteine-type endopeptidase inhibitor activity
Source: RefSeq, a predicted model, not a curated record
AUGAAGUCGUUGAUUUGUCUCUCUCUCAUCCUCCUCCCUUUGUUCUCAGUCGUGGAAGGCCAACUUAUUGGUGGCCAGGUGCAGAUCAGGGUUGAUGAGGACGACGUCGUUGUGGUGGCCAAGUUUGCAGUCUCUGAGCAUAACAGACAGUCGAAGGCGAAUCUUGUGUACGUGAAUGUCGUCAAUGGAACCUACCAAAUUGCCGUAGGCACAGUGUACCGUCUUAUCAUUUCGGCGAAAGAUGGCAGCCAUGCGGCCAAAAAUUACGAGGCCGCUGUGUGGGAAAAGCUGGACGGGUCCAAGAUCCUUCUGUCCUUCAAAGAGUGUAAAUCUCUGGAUUUAUGUAAAACGAUUUAUGGAGUAUGA